AUGCCGCGGUCUCUCGGCUUCCAUAAGCUCCUCACCAUCGCUCGCCAGCUGCUGCCCUUUCUCCCGCCAGAGCCCAUCUCAUCUCUCAUGGCCAAAGAGCAGGAUGCCUCGCCUCUCUAUCAUCACCUCCCACCCGAGCUACGUCGGAUGGUUUGGGAUGCAUACUUCCGCGGGCACGCCGUUCACAUCCACCGAUCGCACGAAAGGCUUCGCGCUAGAGAAUGCGUAAAGUCGGAUGCCGACGGUGUCUUCCCGCCGGGUCCUCAUUUUGAUGUGUGCGGUCGAGCAAAUAUCCGAUGCGACCAUAUAUCGAUAUUGUUGACGUGCAAGAAGAUGUCCUCUCCCAUCCGGGCCUCAUCUGCUCGCGUCCAUCUACUAACCUUUACCGUUAGAUACUUUGAAUGCAUACACAUCCUCUAUCGGGAGACUUUAUUCGACUUCUCGCAUGCUCAGCGAUGCCUCACGGUCAUGUCUGAGCGCCUUCCAGCGGCUCACAUCGCCCACAUUUCCCGGAUAAACCUUCACUGGGAACUCUAUCACCCCCUCAUACUCACGGCAAAGCACCCUGGCAAGUACGAGAUCCUCUGGGUGGACAUUUGGGACACUCUGGCAGCGAUGGAAGGACUCAAGUGGCUGAGAGUCGAGUUGAGCCUUGCUCGGCCGCAUCAGGGCUCGGAAUGGACAGAACGCGAAUGGAGUUUGUGGGAAGGGGUUAAAAAGGUGACGCAUCCUUCUCAUUUUGAGCUUGUUUUACCAUUUCCCGCCGCUGCAUCGACGCAGGAAGAGACACUGCCAUGUACUAUUAUCCGCCGACUGUCGAGCGAUGAAGCCCACUAG
This is a messenger RNA of Thyridium curvatum, 837 nucleotides long. RefSeq lists its product as uncharacterized. The record is from RefSeq and is a predicted model, not a curated record. The transcript has a single exon. Bases 1 to 837 code for a protein of 278 amino acids. Lineage: Eukaryota; Fungi; Ascomycota; Sordariomycetes; Thyridiales; Thyridiaceae.